AUGAUGAUGGUUACGGCACAUGCUCAACGAAGUACUAGUUCAGGAAGUAAUAGCAGUACUAGUACUACUACAGGUGGUAGUCGGAGUAGAAGUAGUUCUAGUUUACGUAGUGUUGAAGGUGGUACUGGUGCUCCUGCUGGCAGUGGCGGUGGCGGUGAUUGUAGUGAUAAUGAUGCCUAUCGACAUUCUUCAUCAAGUUCAUCAACUAUUCAAUCGAAAAAUUCAACAGAUCGACAAUUGCCCUAUUCUCGAAUGACAUCGUAUAAUAAAUCGAAUCAUUUAAAGGAUAUUAUGACUAUGAAUUCAUGUAAUCAUUUAUUGACUCCUAGCGGUGGAUCACCUACUGGUACACAUUCUUCUAUCGAUAGUACUCAUGGUGGGGGUGUUGGUAGUACUAGUGGAGGAUCAAGAAAACCAAAAAGAACAGCUGCAUUAGCAGCAUCUAUAGCAACAAGUGUUUCUACAGUGAAAAAACCUCGUCUCUCAUCCUCCUCCUCCUCAUCAUCAUCAAAGCAUCGUAAUGAUACGGGGAAAGGGAAAAAUCGAUAUAAAGAUAAUCCUCAUAAUCAUAAUGCUGAUGAUGUUGAUGAUAAUGAUAUUGGCGAUGAAUCAUCUUCACAUGGUUGUCUAGAUGUUAAAGAGGAAUCAACUGAUCAAGAUGAUGUUAUCUCUAUAAUCAGUGGAAAUUCUUGUGAACAACCUAUGCCUAAUGAACUUUCAGCUGCAUUAGCUGAAGAGAAUUUACAAUUUGAAGAACUUGCUAAACAACUUCCUGGUCCUCCUGAUUUAAAUCGUACAGCCAAUAAAUCAUUACAUUCCACACAUUCAUUGAAUUUUUACAAACGUAGUCAACGUGUUUUUGUCCAGUUGAUUAGUUGUAGUGAUGUUGGCUUAAAACAAGUACCAAAAUGUCGAGCUUGUCGUCAUGCUAGAGUCACCUAUCAUAAUUCACCAUCAAAUUGUAUCAAUGGUGUUGAUGACUCUGAUGAUGACUACUCAGAAAGUAAACAUGCUUUAUUUAAUCAAGAUGUGAAUUCAAGUUCAAAUGAUGAUCAAAAUUCUUAUUCAGAUGAAAGUAGAAAAGUUGGUCAAUUUAAACGACCACCACCAGGACGUUCAUCAUCUUCUUCUGUAUCAGAGAAAAAUCGAAAAAAAGAAAGGACAACAACUGAAAAGUUGUUGAAAGAUAAUAAACGAAAUGUUACACACCAUUCACCAUCACCUGUAUCGGUAUUUUGUCGAUUUUGGGGUUUUAGAAAAUUAUGUUACAAUAAUCGUGGUGUAUUAAAAAUAGCCGAUUUUUGUCGAUCUACCGAAUCGGAUGCUUUAGAACGCUCUCUUUGGGAAAUGUAUCAUCCAGUUUCACCUUUUCUAAGCGCCUAUGCUGCACGUUAUAUAUUAGAAUGUGCUGGAGGUCUUUUCUGUCGUCUACUUCAUCAAGAAUUGACAUCUUUGAAUGGUAAUAAUUCAAAUCAUAUCGAAUUUCAAAAAAUCACCUCAUUAUCAGGUAGAAAUGGAAAAUCCUCUAAUACAAAUGCUGUUAAUAAAAAUGAUGACAAUAAUAAUCAUAAUAAUAAUAAUGGUGGGGGUGAUAAUACUAACUUGAUUGCCUGGAAAAAACCUGUCAAAGGUGUACGCGAAAUGUGUGAUGUCUGUGAUACAACAAUGUUUAAUACACAUUGGGUUUGUGCUAAAUGUGGUUAUUCUGUGUGUACAGAUUGUUUAGACGAGUCUAAACUAACUAAUUCCUCAAUGAAUUCAGAUAGAAAAGUCAAUGAAAAUGGUACAGUAGUGGAGAAAAGCAAAUCAAAACAUUCACGAGGUCGUGGUGGUGGUCCACACGGUUGGGCAUCAUGUACUACAACACGUCAACAUCAUGAUCCAAAUCGUCUUUUAUUAACAUCUUUACUGCCUUCUGGUAUUAUCGGCAGGUUAAUUCAUCGAUUACAUCGUAUUGCUAAUUAUCAUCAAAUUAAUUUAGGCUGUCAUUGUUCUGCUUCCGCUGCUGGUUCUUCUGCCUCUUCGUCAUCAACAUCAUCAUCAGAGAGUAGUGGUGGUGGGGAUGUGUCGUUGAAAUCGACAAAAACGCUGGAUGUUGUUAGAGGAGAUGGGGUAGAUAGAAAUUCACUCGAUUUAUUAGCUGAUAUAGCCUUGAAAACAGAUGAGUCGAAUAGUACUCCUACUGCUACCACUAUUACUAGUACUACAACGACGACGACGACGACUCCAUCAACGACGACUCACAACAGUCCCAACAGUACUACUACUACUACUACUACUACUAAUGACACUGAUGUGAGCACUGCUAAUCGGAUUAUUGAUUCUACUACUCCGCCUAUGAUGGAUAAUGGUGGUAUUAAAUUAGUAAUGAACAAUGAUAAUAAAAAUAAUAAUCAUAAUAAACGCAUAUCAAAUAUCCCAUCGCAUAAUUGGAUACAUUCUCGAAAUUCUACUGGUCAAAAGUCUUGUCAAAAGAUGAAUGAAUUGACCAAUCAUCAUCAUAAUAAUAAUAAUACUAACAGUAUUAGUAACAAUGGAUCAGAUCUACAUAAAGAUUUAGAUGUUGUGAAAAGUUAUCAAACAAAACAAGUUAAUCAUCUUCAUCAUCUUCAGCAGUCGCAUCAACAUCAAAAUCGACAUCCUGCUGUUCUUCGCCUACAUCAUCCGGAUUCACCUGGUGUUUUAUUGCAAUUUCAAUCUGAAUGGCGACAUAAUCAUCCACUUGUUAUCUCUGGUUGUCAACGUAAAUUUAAUCAAGAGUUAUGGACACCACAAAGUUUUUCUGAUGAUUUCGGUGAAUUAAAAACUACUCUAGUUGAUUGUGCUACUGGUGCUGAAAUAACACGUUAUUGUUUAAAAUCAUUUUGGGAUGGUUUUGAACGACAUGAACGUCGAAUCACCAGUAAAGAUGGUCGUGCUUUAUGCUUAAAACUUAAAGAUUGGCCAACUACAGAUGAUUUUGCUGAACUGCAACCAAAACGUUUCUCAGAUUUAAUGUCAAAUUUACCAAUGCCAGAUUAUACACGACGUGAUGGUCAAUUGAAUUUAGCCGCCAGACUGGCAUCAUUUUUUGUCUGUCCUGAUUUAGGGCCUAAAUUGUAUGUAGCCUAUGGGACAGUUGGUUCAAAUGCGGUCAGUACAACUAAUCUACAUGUGGAUAUCGCUGAUGCUGUUAAUGUUAUGCUGUGUGUAGGUCAACCAAUAGAUUCAUCAAAAGAUAUGCUAACAAAUGCUGAAAAUGUGCUGAACACAUUAAAGUGUUCACGUGUGGAUAAUAGUUAUCUUGACAGAACUGUCAGUUGGUUGAAUCGACUUAAAUCCUGUCAUAAUAAUAAUAAUAAUAAUAAUCGAGAAUUUGGAUUCGAUGAUGUUCCUGGAGCAUUAUGGCAUAUUUUUCUGCCUGAAGAUUCCGUUGUACUAAGAGAAUUUCUCUCUAGAGUUAGUGAAGAAGAAACCGGCUCUCCUGUAGAAUCUGGUAGUGAUCCAAUACAUGAUCAAUUAUUUUAUUUGGAUCAAUCAUUAUUGGAUCGAUUAUAUGAUUAUGCAGGAAUUCAACCGUGUACAAUUGUACAAUUUCUUGGUGAUGCUGUAUUCAUUCCAGCUGGUGCUGCUCAUCAGGUUCGUAAUUUAAACAGUUGUAUUAAAACAGCUGUGGAUUUUGUUUCACCUGAACACCUACCACAAUGUUUCCAGCUGUUAGAAGAAUUUCGUCAAUUAUCACCAAAUCAUUUAAAUCGUGAAGAUAAAUUACAAAUUAAAAAUAUGCUAUUUCAUGGAAUUAAAGAUGCUUUGUCAGUUCUGUUGACUACUAAUAGUAAUAGUAAUGGUUCCAAUGAAAAUGAAGUCAAAUGUUAUAAGUCGUUAACAAUGGAUUCAGAGCAUAAAUUAUCUCAGUGUACUACUACAAAGAUAGAUGGUAUCGACCACCGACAAGAUAACGUUGAUAAUAGGCCACUCCCAUCGUCGGACAUGUCGGAUAUAAAGGUGAAUAUCAAAUCAGAAUACCUACAUAAUAAUAAUAAUAACAAUAAUGGUAAUAGUAAUACAAAUGUUAUGAAGUCGAGUAAUCAUAAUUCAAGAAAUGGAGGUAAUAAUGGUGGAGGACGGACUAGAGGUCGACCUGGGGGUGGUGGUGCUGCCGCUGCUGCUGGUGGGGGUAGAUCAAAAGCACCAUCAUCAUCAUCCGAUUUAAUCAAUCCUCCCCUUGCUCCUCCCCCUCCCUCUGCUCCGCAUCUUCAUCCUCAAUCGUUCACCUCAUCGUCGGUUUCAUCAAUGUCAUCUUCCUGUAGUUCCAUAUCGAAUGCAUUUUCCAGUGUUUUUACUCCUGGUAUUGACAACAGUCUCCUUACAAAUUCUUUGAAUAUACCUUCAAGAGAUUCUAUGUGUACAGCAUCGUCACCGGCAUCAUUGUCUUCGUCGUCAGAGAAAAUAAUGAAGAGUGGUGAUAUUAUAAAACCAAAUAAUAAUAAUAAUCUUAUGAUUACUACUCAUCCUAGUAAUAAUUAUGAUUGUGAUCGUAUUCCGCCUAUCACCACCACCACCACCAACAUUAGUUCUUCAACGUGUUCCCCUUCCCCGUCAACUACUACACUUUCAUCUAGUCCAGAUAUUCUGCAUAUUCCAGCAUCAUCAUCGUGCUUCACAUCAUCAUCAUCAUCAUCAUUGUUACCAUCGUUAUCCUGUGGAUCGUUAUCCUGUCAACAUCAUCUACAGCAUCAACAACAUCCUCAUCAUUGUCAACAACCUCAACAUCAAAAUGGUUGUACUGGCCAUUUUUCAUAA
This is a messenger RNA of Trichobilharzia regenti, 4782 nucleotides long. NCBI's taxonomy places the organism in Eukaryota, Metazoa, Platyhelminthes, Trematoda, Strigeidida, Schistosomatidae. The record is from the annotation of a GenBank genome assembly.